This is a messenger RNA of Lottia gigantea (owl limpet), 1572 nucleotides long. RefSeq lists its product as hypothetical. Bases 1 to 1572 code for a protein of 523 amino acids. The record is from RefSeq and is a predicted model, not a curated record. NCBI's taxonomy places the organism in Eukaryota, Metazoa, Mollusca, Gastropoda, Lottiidae. The transcript is spliced from 2 exons. Gene Ontology annotation, molecular function: protein binding.
AUGGAUGUGUCCUUUUGGAAAAAGUUCCGCCGGAGAUUUUCGCGAAGCAAAAACAAUCAGGAACUGAAAAAGUUCAUCACCAAAGUCGAUUUAGAAAAGAACGAACUGAAAAAUAUCACCCUGAAAAGCGACAUCAAAAUAAGGAAACCGACUAAUCAGAAGGACCUUCUCGCACGACCAACAUAUUAUGGGAUAGAAUGGAAGCUGAAGCAGGUCUUCACACACCAUAUCCAAGAUCUGAACGAACAGAAAAGGCUUCUUCAGUAUUGUCAACAAAAGUUCGCUGGUGUUUUCAACCGUUUGGAGAGUUCUGGUGAGUCUCUGAUGCAUAACCUAAUCACAGCUCUGCCGGAUGACCGCUUUGAAAGUUACAAGUACUGCAAUACCAAAAUUGUUGAGGUUCUCAUCGAAGACAGUUGCGAUACUGCCAAACUCAACAGAUUUGGUGAUCCUCCAGUCAUUGCCGCUUACAAAAUGAAAAAGUUAUCCGUCGUAGCUGGAUUCCUCAAUAAACGUGUUGACUGUAACGUUACAGACAAGUACGGCGCUUCAUUGGUGAUAUUGACGUGUAAGGAAAACGAUGUCGAUACGUUGCGUAAGAUCGUGUGCGCCUAUAGAUACAGUGAUCCAAAACUGAAUCUGGACCUUUUGGAUGUGACGCGAAACUGUGCCAUCUCGUAUGCGACUCUCAAUAAUAAUAUGGAUGUUUGUCGGGUGCUAUUAGAAGCUGGUGCGAACCCAAACGCAGGCUUCACGUCUCCGCUCUACCAGGCCGUAAAGAACGAUUGCAGUGAUGAAUUAAUAGCGUUACUGAUCCAACACAAGGCAUCUGUGAACGUUUGGGCGGAUUCUAGUGGUCUAAACACCUUGAUGGCUGCAUCGUACAAAAACAGAACGGAAGUUGUACGGCUGUUGUUGGAAGCCGGGGCACAUUUUCCUUCCACUUGGCAUAAAAAUAAAUCAUUCGUGGCUGCCAUAAAAUUUGAUAAUUUACAAAUUGUGCUGGAAUUUGUGACAAGAUCUGUCGAUAUUACAUCAAAAUCUAGUAAAGGGACCAACGUCUUGCAUGAAAGUUCCAUUUUCGGAAGCACACGUUGCUUGGAAUAUCUCAUAAACGAUUCCAAUAUGGAUCUUGUUGCUAAAGAUCGCUAUGGAAAGACGCCGUUUUAUUUAGCUGCCGAAAAUGGACAUGUAGAGUGCUUACAGCUGCUGUUCAAUGCGUCUGCGGAUUCUUUCGAAGCCGAUCAAAGAGGACGAACACCUUUGGACAUUGCAGUUUUGAAUGACCAUCAAGCUUGUGUCCAAUUUAUGUUUGACAAUUUAGUUUGUUCGAGACGCCAGCUUGUCAAUGUUUGUCUUUGUCUUAAAGUCGAUUAUGAUCAGUCAGAAUUUCGAAAACAAGAAACCAUUGAUCUUCUCCAAAAAUUUGUUAAAUCCUUCCAGGAGGACAGCGUAGGUCCUUUAAUGGACAUGUGCGUUCUUGAAAUACGGAAAAUUCUAGGACAACGAAAUGGACGUAAAAUUUUCCAACUACCUCUGCCAACCAUUAUUAAAAAUCUUCUAUUAAAUUGA